AUGCCAUUGCAUCGUGUGUGUGGAGUGUUUGCUUUCCUCAGCUUAUGUCUGAUUUCCAUCACACCACAUUGCCAUGGAGGAAACAUUCUGGUGUUCCCUAUAGAUGGCAGCCAUUGGAUCAAUAUGAAGGUUCUGCUAGAAGAACUUCAUGCCAGAGGACACAGCCUCACUGUGAUCAGGGCUUCCAACAGCUGGUACAUCCCAGAAAAGUCUCCGCUCUACACAUCCAUUACACUGGAAAUCGGUGUAGGCAUGGAGGACUUUUUUGAUGUGUUUCUUCAGGAGCAGAUGAAGGCACUCCGAGAAGAGGAUUCACUACUGACUUUGAAACUCACAAAGGAUUUCCUUUUUAUGAUUUCUGAGGCCCAUUCACUGUGGACUGGUGCUGUCUCUAAAAUCUUUGAAGAUCAUAAUAUGACAAAAACCUUAACAGAUUCCCAAUAUGACCUGGUUCUCACUGAUCCAGCCAUAGGACCAGGUGUUGUGUUGGCCAAAUAUCUCAAACUGCCCGUUGUUCUCAAUGUUCGCUGGAUCCCCAGUGGAGAGGGUCACUUUGUGCUCGCCCCCUCACCACUCUCCUAUAUCCCAGUUCCAGGAUCAGGCUUGACAGACAAAAUGAAUUUCAUCCAGAGGGUCAAGAACAUGCUUUUCUACAGCAUUAUACUGUUCCAGCAGAAAUUUGUAGUUGGCCCAUACUACGAAGCCCUUUGUGACAAGUACAUUGAGGGAGGAUGUGACAUCAUCACCCUUCUUCAGGAGGCUGACAUUUGGCUGUUCAGGUCAGAUUUUGUGUUUGAUUUCCCUCGGCCCACAAUGCCAAAUGUUGUCUACAUAGGAGGAUUCCAGUGCAAACCAGCCCAGCCUCUGCCAGCAGACCUGGAAGACUUUGUUCAGAGUGCUGGGGAGCAUGGAGUGAUCAUCAUGACCCUGGGAACGUUGGUGAACGCUUUGCCCAAGGAUGUUGCAGAUGAAAUUGCUAGCGUUUUUGCCAAGCUCCCCCAGAAGGUGAUAUGGAGGCACAAAGGAGAACGUCCCUCUACGUUGGGCAACAACACUCUAAUAGUGGACUGGAUGCCACAGAAGGACCUCCUGGGCCACCCCCAGACCAGAGUCUUUGUCGCUCACGGAGGAACCAAUGGAGUCCAGGAGGCCAUUUACCACGGGGUCCCUGUGCUUGGCAUCCCUUUGUUCUUUGACCAGUAUGACAACCUUCUACGUUUGCAGGAGAGAGGAGCUGGAAAGAUCCUUCAGCUGGCUGAUGUUAAUGGCAAGACUUUUGAGGAAGGUAUUAAGGAACUUCUCCAUCAAGACAGCUACAGAGAGAACAUUCAAAGAAUGUCACGUUUGCACAGAGAUCAGCCAAUGGCACCCAUGGAUCAGGCUGUGUUCUGGAUAGAAUAUGUGAUGCGUCACAAAGGGGCUCCUCACCUGCGUACAGAGGCUUAUAAGAUGCCCUGGUACUCAUACUACUGUGUAGAUGUGCUGCUCCUCUUGCUGACUGCUGUAACUGUGCUGCUGAUGUCUACUGUGGCUGUUUUUCG
This is a messenger RNA of Stegastes partitus (bicolor damselfish), 1541 nucleotides long. Its product is annotated as UDP-glucuronosyltransferase 1-5-like. Gene Ontology annotation, molecular function: UDP-glycosyltransferase activity. The record is from RefSeq and is a predicted model, not a curated record. The transcript has 3 exons. Lineage: Eukaryota; Metazoa; Chordata; Actinopteri; Pomacentridae. The annotation marks the transcript as partial.